GGGUAUUCAUCCACGGAAGCUUAGGCUCCAGUACUAAUAACCUUAGGCUGCUAAUUCUUUAUGUAGGCUCCUAAAUAAGCAAUCUAGGGUAACAUUUUCAAAAGCACCCAAGACCUAAUGACGUUGGGUUACUUAGAUGCUUUUGAAAAUGUUACCCCGAUUUCCAAAAGUGCCGAACAACCAACAGCCCCUGAUGAAGUUAAGCUGGUGGGUGUUGGCAAUUUUCAAAAUCAGACUAGUUACUCAGUCUUCUAGGGGUGGGAUUUGCAAAAGUACGGAGGCAUCUUAAAAGCACAAGGCACGUGUGUUGACUUUCAGUGCGACUUGUGCUCCGAAGUCACAUAGACACAUUUGAAAAUCCAACCCUAAUUCCGUUGUUAGGUACCUAAUUCUAGGCUCCUAUUUUUGAAAAUCUUGUUCCUAAGCCUCUGUGCUUGUGACCCAUAAAUUGAAAAGCAACAGUAUCCAGUCAGGCAAACAGGCUCUAGGAUCACCUUUGGAGUCCUCUAGCUAGUGUCCUUGACAAUGGGCUGAGGGGGACCUAUGGUUUUUCAGUUGCCUGCAUUCGGGGCAACAAUAAAUAGUCUUCUGCUUCUCUCUGUCUGUGUCGAUUUUGAUUUUGUGGAGGAUACCUGAGGAAGUAGGUUUGAGGACAGAUUGAUGACUAGUUUGGAAUGAAUCAGAUGAUUGAUUUCAGUGGGAGUUGGGCAUCUAAAUAUCUUUUUUAAAUCUGACCCUAGAACCACAGAACAGUACUUUGUAAGGGUAAUACUGUCAAAACUAGGGAGAGAAAAUGUGUUGAAUCAUCUUCUUGAGAGAGCUCCUGAGACACAUGGGGGAAAGCAGAAGGGAAUUUUUAACUUCCCUCACCCCCAUCCCACCUCUUCCUAAAUUCUGAAGACACUCAAAUAACAUUUCUUCCCAGAUCUGAAGAAGAGCUCUGUGUAAGCGCCAAACCUUGUCUCUCUCAGCCACAGAAGUUGGUCCAAUACAAGAUAUUACCUCCCCCACCUUUCAGAGUGGUCGCCGUGUUAGUCUGUAUCAGCAAAAAGUACGAGGAGUCCUUGUGGCACCUUAGAGACUAACACAUUUAUUUGGGCAUAAGCUUUUGUGGGCUAGAACCCACUUCAUCAGAUGCAUGGAGUGGAAAAUACAGGAGCAGGUAUAAAUACAUGAAGAGAUGGGAGUUGCCUUACCAAGUGUGAGGCUUGUCUCUCUCAUUUCAUCCCCGUCUUGAGCUGGGCAACACCCAGGCUGGGCCGAGAAAGAGCAAGAGUUGAGAGCAAGUUUAAUCGUCAAGGGCCUCGUCCCUGAAUUCCUGGGGCAGCCAAAAAAUUCCUAUUAGCGCCCCUGGAUCCUGUGGUCCCUUGGGACCGGAAAGCUCCCUCGUUGUUUCAAGCAUUCAGGAGAAACAGAGUUUUGUUUAGUCUUAGAAUCUUUUUUUUUUAAUGACAUGACGUGACCAAAGCUAGUUGAGAAGAGAUCGUACAAGGGACAGUGUGACUGAGUCCCGGAAAACAACUGCACGUACGUUUAAUGCUCUGUAUGUUUGUUUGUUUAUUUAUUUCCUUCUUGGGAAAUUUGUAUGGCCUGAGAUCAUUCCAAAGUUCAGCGAUUCUAGAAUCUGAAAUAAAUGGCUUAUCCCACAAAGACGUAGGCACAUGCGGAAGUCCUAUGCAGGCUCGACUUCAUGUGAUUUUUAUUCGUUUAGGGCCCAAUCCUGUAAAGGUUUAUGCGGGUGAGGGACUGCUCCUACGACUCCCAUGGUUCACAUGUCUACCCCUUUACAGGAUUAGGCCCUUGGUUAACAAGAAUGACAGGAGGGUACCGAGUUUCCCCAGAAUGCACUGCAAUUGAUAUAGUCAAGGCUUUGAAUAAUGUUAGGAAGUACGGCCACUUUUAUUUUAUUUUGGAGGGACUACUUUUUUUACAGAAGGUGGAAGAACACCCACCCAGGAAGCAGCCCUUAGGAGCUGUAGGCACUCAGCACAGCGGAAAAUCACCAGCAUAUUUGACGGUUUAUAGAGCCGGGUUUUUACAGUUACCGGCCACAAGGGGUCAGCAGAACCCAGGAAGAUGAUGUGACCAGCACAAAGGAAGCCUUAGACUGUAGCAGCAGGAAAAGCCGUGUUUGGCGAGUGAUGCCCUGAAAAUGAACGGGUGCUUCGAAGGUGUUGGGCUGCGAUGCCUUUUUAAGGGCGUCAGCAUGGCUGCCCCCAAGCCUCCAAAAUACCUCCUAGCCUUUGACUUUGAUGAGACGAUCAUCAACGAGAACAGCGAUGACUCGGUCAUCAGGGCCGCUCCGGGCCAGGUGCUUCCAGAACACAUCCGCCAGACCUUCCGGGAUGGCUUCUAUAACGAGUACAUGCAGUGCGUCUUCGAGUACCUGGGAGACCAAGGGGUCAAGAUGCUGAACUACAAAACCGUCUAUGAGAACAUCCCGCUGUCUCCUGGGAUGCCGGAGCUCUUCCAGUUCCUCUCCAAGAACCAAGACCAGUUUGAGAUCAUCCUCCUCUCUGACGCCAACAUGUUUGGCAUCGAGUGCACUUUGAGAGCCGCCGGCGUCUACUCCCUCUUCCGCAAAAUCUUUAGCAACCCCUCUGGGUUUGAUAAGAGGGGCUACCUCACCUUGGGGCCCUAUCACACUCACAAGUGCCCCCAGUGCCCCGCAAACAUGUGUAAGCGCAAAAUCCUCACUGAGUACCUGAUGGAGCGGGCCCAGGAGGGAGCAGAAUUUGAGCGCAUUUUCUACGUCGGGGACGGAGCCAAUGACUUCUGCCCUUCCGUGGCUUUGACUUCGACAGAUAUUGCUUUCCCGCGGAAGGGCUACCCCAUGCACCAGAUGACCCAGGAGAUGGAGAAAAAGCAACCCAGAGCCUUCCAGGCCACCGUAGUGCCCUGGGACUCGGCUGUAGAAGUUUGCUGCUAUCUGCAGGAGCUGCUCAAGAAGAAAUGCUGAGAAGGACUGAUGGGUAGGAAGAGACUCCUGCUGACCUUGAGGCAGCUUGGGGGCACUGUGCAGGAAAGUGGGAAGUUCAGGAGCAUCUCCAUACCCAGUGGCUGAUCUGAUUCCAUCUCUAGCUUUGCAGCGUUGGACUCUCUGAACUUCUGGAUUUCUUCCCCCGCCCCCUCCUUUUUUUCUUUUAAAAAAGCACAUUCUCUGGGUCCCCUUUUCUCCCCCCUCCUCCCGACCUUGAGACAAGGUCUUCUCUAUGCAGUUUGCACACCCGUUCAGGAGACGGGGGUGAGUCAGAUAUGUUUAUUUUUACCUUCACCUUGAAUUCUUUUUUCAAGUGAUUGUUUUAUUUUUUUAAAGAAACAAAAACAAACUAGUUCUCAUGAGGCUAUGAAGUGCCCGUGCUCCCGUUAGCCCCAAGGCAGAGGUCUCCGAAUCUGUGACUUUCCAUCACAGCAGCUGGGGUCCACCUACGUCAUCACCCCCUGCAUGACCCCUCUUCCUCCACACCCCAGCAGGUGACUUUAAAUUGACAUGAGAAUUCCUAACGGGGCUUGCUUCUGUCCAGGAGGCAGGUUCUAUUCAUAGAGCCACCCUGCCCAUAAACCCUUGUUCCAGGAAGGCUGCUGCAGCAAGAAGACAUGGGUGCGGGGUUUCAGGUGUGGGGUUAGGAGGACACUGUUGAUUUUAGGUUUCCAUUACAAGUGGUUCACCAAAGCACAUUUCUAAGCAAGCAAGAGUGAGAUUUUCCACAGGUACCAAUGGGAGUUAGGCACAUCACAGGCUCCAGUUCCCCAGCCCUGUCCCUUCUGAGCAGAUCACAGUGGGAAAGGGCUGUGGAAUAAUGAGAUGUAGGGGGCAGUGUGUGACAUGUAGCUAGAAAGCCCUGUCCCCCACCAAAGUAUAACUAGUUUGCAUUUAAAACACUUCACUGAAUCUGAAUUUCUACGGCUUGUUUGCACAAGCACACUCAGGAAAGUAAAGUGGAUUAGUUAAACUGCAUUAAACCCCUGUGUGGACACACUCAUUCUGAACUGAAGUGGCCUUAAUUUGGUGUAUCUUAGGCUGGGUCUACACUACCCGCCUGAAUCGGUGGGUAGAAAUUGACCUCUCGGGGAUCGGGACGCGACAAUUGAUCCCCGAAUCGACGCUCUUACUCCACCAGCGGAGGUGGGAGUAAGCGCUGUCGACGGGAAGCUGCAGAGGUCGAUUUUGCUGCCGUCCCUACAGCGGGGUAAGUUGGCUGCGAUACGUCGAAUUCAGCUACGCUAUUCGCGUAGCUGAAUUUGCGUAUCUUAAAUCGACACCCCCCCCCCCCCCCCCGUAGUGAAGAUGUAGCCUUAAUUCAAAAGUGAAUUAAACUGAAGUGAAGUAAGGCCACCUUAAUUCUGAAUCAGAGUGUCCACAGUGGGGUUUUUAUGCAGUUUAACUAAUCUACUUUUAACUUGCACCAUUAGUUAAUUUGGAUUACCAUUCCUGGGUGUCCUGAGGUCAGGGCCAAGUCCUUUCACUUUGCCUCUAUUUUGCUUUCAUUUCAACAAUCUUCUUUUCCCCAGGGCAGAAAUUUCUCCACGGUACCUUAAACAAACACCUUUCUCUGUUGUUGUUUUAAGCAUGAAAGUGAGCAUCCCCCCUCAAAUGCUUUUAGACACACAGCUGCUUUCCAAAGCAGAAGCUCGAACUCCUCAGCUGAGUGAAGAGUGACUCAUCAGCUGUGCUCACUAGCCCGUGUCCAGACUGGAUCCCAAAGCCUGUUUAUUGAACUAGUUUAAAACCCAGCCUAACGCCUGCCCUGUCUGAACUGCGCUGCUGCAGCUGUGCUUUGAAGCAGCCCCCCAAAGGCAAUUUUGAGAGGCCUGGUGGACAGCGUCCAGGAGAGCUAUUGCUCCAAGCUAUGGGCUGCUUCCGGUGCACUUGGAGUAGCAAGUAGCAGCAUAAGCCGAGCUCUCCUUGUACCGUAGACAAAUCACCAGUCAGCUCACAGCAUGGUGGUUAUAUUAGGGUGGAGCCACUUCCUUGGCCUGAUCCUGGGAGGUGCUGAAACUCCCAUUGACUGCAAGGGGAGCUGUGGUGCUUAGCACCCCCGGGGGUCAGACUGCUAGAGGAUCAAAGCCUCUCUCCACUCUCCUUGUCAGUAUUCUCCCCCUGGGCAAUCGCAGUAUUACUGCCCCCCCGUGAUUGCACUCAGCAGCCGCAGCAUUAACUGCCCAUGAGGGUGGCUUCUCCCGGGAUGAACUGUAGCCUGUCUACUCUAAAGUGUACUCUGCACAGUACAGAACUAACCAAAGCCGCACCAGCUUGCCCUCCUCUUUGCAGUUUGUUUGUUUGUUCUUCCUUCCUCCAAUCAUGUGGAACUUAAAGCCAUGGAAUUUAAAAAAAAAAAAUUGAACGUUAUCUAGUAAAUAUCAACAGCGGGUUCGAAACGUUUGUCUGGAAUUUGCUGCGCAUGUUGUAUUUUGAUGUGGACAGUUAAGUGAACACCCCACCUGCUCCUAACGAUCAUAAAUAUAUUAAUAUAUAUAU
Molecule: messenger RNA, 5479 nt
Organism: Malaclemys terrapin pileata
Lineage: Eukaryota; Metazoa; Chordata; Testudines; Emydidae
Gene: PHOSPHO1
Product: phosphoethanolamine/phosphocholine phosphatase 1
Exons: 5
Coding region: 2153-2959 (268 amino acids)
Biological process (GO): bone mineralization involved in bone maturation
Molecular function (GO): phosphatase activity
Source: RefSeq, a predicted model, not a curated record